Molecule: messenger RNA, 2061 nt
Organism: Amaranthus tricolor (Joseph's coat)
Lineage: Eukaryota; Viridiplantae; Streptophyta; Magnoliopsida; Caryophyllales; Amaranthaceae
Product: putative pentatricopeptide repeat-containing protein At1g12700, mitochondrial
Exons: 2
Coding region: 1-1146 (381 amino acids)
Molecular function (GO): protein binding
Source: RefSeq, a predicted model, not a curated record
AUGAUUAAUAUUUAUAUCUUUGACUUUAUCUUUAUCUUUGUUUGCAUCUUCACAUCUCCUACUGGUACUCUACUUUCUUCCUAUUUUCCCCUGUUUUACCAAUCUUCAUAUCCAUUACAACUAUUUCAUUGGCGGUUUUAUUCUGAUUGUCAUCAAGAACAAAUUGAUUUUGAUGAUUGUCAUUUGUUUCUUGAAUCUGUUAGACAUCAAUGUUCAUUAGGGUUUACUAUAAUUGAUGAUGCCAUUUCUCUUUUUCGUCAUUUGAUUUCUUUACAUCCUCAACCUUCCAUCGUUGAUUAUACUCGGCUCUUUAUUUCCAUGUUGAAGAUGAAACCUUCUCCCCCUUUUUCCACUGUUAUUUCUCUUUUUAGGGAACUUCAUUUUUCAGAUGUCAGUUUAGAUUUGCUUUCCCUUACUAUGUUAGUCAAUUGUUUCUGUCGUCUAGGGUUUGUUGAUUUUGGGUUUUCCACAUUGGGUAUGAUCUUUAAGUUAGGCCAUCAAACUAAUAUUGUCACUUAUAAUACUUUGCUAAAUGGUCUUGUUCGCGAUCAUCGAUUCGAUGAAGCUGAUUUGUUGCUUGAUAAAAUUGUCCGCCUUGGAUUUCAACCGACAAUUUUUACUUAUGGAGCUAUGUUUAACGGUCUUUGCAAAGGAGGAAAUAGUGUUGGUGCUCUUAACUUGCUUAGUAAAAUGGAAGCUGAUGGACAGUAUAUUCCUAAUACUGUCACAUAUAGUACCAUUAUUGAUGGUCUGUGUAAAGAGCAACGUUUACAAGAAGCUCUCCAACUCUUUGCCACGAUGAAAAAUAAGCGUAUUUUGCCCAAUGUCAUCACUUAUAAUACCUUAAUUCGAGGUAUGUGCACUUUGGGACAUUGGACAGAUGCUAAAGAGAUGUUUAAUGAAAUGUUGAACAACAACAUGACUCCAGUGGUGGAAACUUACAAUAUGAUGAUAAAAAUAUAUUGUGAAGGAGGGAUGGUUAUUAAUGCCGAGGCUGUAAUUGCAUCCAUGAUUAAGAAAGGUUACAUUAUAGAUAUCAACAGUUAUAAUGUUUUAUUGUCUGGUUAUUGUUUACUUGGUAUGGUUAGAAAUGCUGAAACACUUUUAGAUUUGAUGGUACAAAAUAGUUGUCAGCCUGAUGUUUGAAGUAUGAACAUUUUACUUAAUGCAUAUGUCAAGUUGAAUAGUUUUGACAAAGUUUUAGUUGUGCUUCAAGAAAUGUCUCAUAAAGGAUUAACCCCCAAUAUCUUCACUUAUACCAUAAUUAUUGAGGCCUUCAGUAAGGGAAAUAAACUUGAAAUUGCUGGCCAACUUUUCGAGGAAAUGAAGACUCGUGGUCUAAAACCUAAUGUAGUUACUUGGAAUUCAAUUCUUUAUGGCUUGUGUGAAGUCUCAGAACUAGAUAAGGCUGUGGUGUUGAUAGGUGAAAUGGUGAAUGAAGGGGUGUCUCCUAAUAUUGUCACAUAUAGUCUUUUAAUGGAUGGCCUAUGUAAAGUCGGGCAACUUAAGGAAGCAAUAGAUGUAUUCUCAUCUCUCCCAUCUAAAGGAUUACAAAGAGAUGUGCAUGCCUACACUAUAAUGAUUAAAGGACUUUGUAAAGGGGGUUUAAUUGAUGAUGCAUAUGAACUUUUCAAGAAAAUGGAGGAUGAUGGAUGUUCUCCGAAUGAGUACGCCAUUAACACAAUGAUUACUGGAUUUAUAAAUGGUGGUCAUCUUAGCAAGGUUUUGGAUCUAGUCAACCUUAUGACUAAAAAACAAUUCAAGGCUAAUGCUAUCACAACUCCAUUGCUACAAGGUUUACUAAUUCGUCAUGAUGUUAGUGACUUUGAAAAGGAAUCAAUUCUACAAGUUUUGAAAUCGAAACUUGUAUAUAGUUCAACUUGAAAAUUUAACCAUGAUGUUGUCUAUGAUGGGAUUACGACUUUGAUAUUGUUGUUGACUUGUUGUACAUUGUCGUGUUAAAACUCACCAUAUAACUUCCAAUUUUUAUUUUUGUUUGAUAAGUAGUCAAUACCUUACAUUAGCUCUAUCAAAAUUCAAUAUACUUUUUGUUUUCUAGUA